GGAGGGAGUCCAGUCCCUCGAACUCUGAACCGAGUGAAGAGUUGGCUGUUGUCAGAAUGAACCACCUCCCCGGAAACACGUGUCUCUCUCUUGGUCGAUAUGGUGUCCUCCGAGUUUGUGCCAGGUAUCAUUUUGCUUCUCCGGAAGUCGAGUCUGUGGAAGUCACUGAUCAAGCCUUGAGGCUUGAGGUUUCGUGAGCUGAUUCCGUGCGUUUUGAUUCUCGAAAGUGAGUUGGGAUUCGAGUUCGGGUCGAAGAAAGAGUGAAGGCUAGGACAUUCAGAAUCAGUCGCGAGGAAUUUCCAUUUGUUUAUGAUUUUCCUUCUUUGAGGCAGAUCGGAUUACUUACCAGCAGAGAAUUUUCUUUUGUUCUGGGGCAUAUGACUAUUCUGAAAUCGCUGAGAAACUCGACAUUCACUGCUAGUGCAGUAUUCCAGGGUAUGCUAUCGGUACAUUCACAGAUAUCUCUCUGUAAAGCGCAUUCUAUAUCCAAGCAGCCCCUAAGCUCAGGCCAGAGCUCCUUGAGAGUUAUCAACAGCAAUAAAAGGAAACUCGUGCAGUCGACAGCCUUUGAUUCUCAUCAGUGCAGCACACAUAGUUUCUCUGUAUCGGCCAAGAUGGAUGUAGAAAAUUCGCCUCCUCCAAGUGAUCGGUGUGCAAUCAUAACGGGAGUAGCAAGGUCUACCGGUAUAGGGAGAAUCCUUGUUCACCAUUUUUUGAAGAAUGGCUAUAAAGUUGUAGGUGCUGACGUAAAAGAGCUGGAGCUUAAAGUUACAGAAGGACGGUUUGAGGAAGAUCCAAUUGUAAAGCAUUCGGCAGAUAGAUUUUAUUUUGUUCGUGCGGAUAUCAGCGAUCCGCUCCAAGCCAAGCGGAUUGUAGAUGAAGCAAUCGAAAAGUUCGGUGGUGCAAUACACGUCCUGAUCAACAAUGCUGGAAUAACAAAUCCUAUGUUAGCUGAAGAGAACCGAAUUAAAGCCUUCGCAGAUACGAUAGCCGUAAAUCUGAACGGAGCGUAUUAUAUGUCACAGUGUGUACUUCCGUACAUGCCUGCUGGGCAAUCAAGCAUUAUCCACAUGGCCAGCACUCGUGCUUUGCAAAGUGAACCGAACACCGAAGGCUAUGCUGCAUCUAAAGCUGGACUAUGCGGAUUAUCGCAUGCACAGGCCAUCACGCUCGCAGGAAGGGUUCGGGUGAAUGCAGUCUUGCCAGGAUGGAUAAACACUGAUCCAUCGGGAGAUGCAGCCCUACGGCCUGAAGACCAUGAAUGGCAUCCAGCAGGAAGAGUCGGGGUGCCGAAUGAUGUGGCACAUCUUUGUUUCUUUCUUUGUGACUCUGAACGAGCAGGGUUCAUCACAGGUCAGGAGUUUGUAAUAGAUGGGGGCGCAACUAAGAAAAUGGUCUAUCCAGAAUAGUUCCAUUGUUGUACCACUACCCGAUAUAUACAAUCUUCAACUUCUUCCAGCUUCAAGGUCUGUUCAAAUAUCUCGCAGAUUGUACCAUGUUCGCCAGACUUCAAGCUUCUUAGUUACCAGUUAUAAUACGACGGACCAAAACCAGCAAGUCCUUGGUUUCGAUCUUUGAUUACACACUAGUAAAUUUAGUUUACUUUUAGGAUAUUUUGAUAUGAUGCAGCGGUUGAUUAGGGUGUCUUCGAGACGUAUUCCUGGCAUUGCCUGAUACUCUUAUUAAUUCUCCUGGAUUGGCAAUAUCCUGCUCCUACUCCCACUACCCUUACCCUCAGGUUGGCUAUGUGCAGUAACACUAAUGUCAUGACCCUCUACAUAGCGCUCGAAGAAUUUUAGCUUGACUGGGAACUCCACCCCUCCUCCACAAUCCAGCACUCAAAAAGUGUGAAGUAUAUGAGGAAAAUACGACCCUUACCUCUGUUUCAGGAAUAUAUACAGAACUCAUGGCUCAAAUCUGAAACUGAAGUCCUUAAAUCAGCCACCUUAAAUAAAGAUUCAGGGUUUAACCUCUACUUACUUAUACAAACUAUUCAUUAACUAACUACUGAGUGAAAUGUUAGUUAGUAACUAACCUUUACUGUACCGUAUUCCACUUGCUUCUUUUUUUUUACUGUUAAAGACAGAGAGAAACGUACUUUGAGAUUAACAAGUACUACAUACUUCAAAUCCAGGAAGACACUUGCUCAGAACCUUAGCUUUGCGCUGUUGAAGAGGUCCAAGUUAUGUUUGAGAGCAAAACGAUCGAAGAACAAUUUAGACUUUGAAGUUGGAAGUCUAUCAAGGAAGAGGUCUUCUUGACUAUCUCAGCCACUUCUUUUGGUGAGUUUCUGCAGUUUGUCAUAGCAUCAGCUUUCUCCAUGGUUGGUGGUUCUGACAUUGAUGGCGAUCAACUUCCCUGUCUCUAAGUAGCCGAAGUGGUGCCAAUAUUUUGAAUUUUGUCUUAGAUUUGAUCUGAAUGGUGAACCAACAGCACCGAUCAACGCGAGACGGAACUUGAGAUUGUCGUCAACAGUGGGAUUAUUGAUUUAUUGAAGCACCGUAUCUGUCAUGAAUUCUCCGUGCAUUGAGUUUCUGCCAUGUACAUCAAGGCGCAGUUUUUCGAACACA
Molecule: messenger RNA, 2570 nt
Organism: Marchantia polymorpha subsp. ruderalis
Lineage: Eukaryota; Viridiplantae; Streptophyta; Marchantiopsida; Marchantiales; Marchantiaceae
Source: the annotation of a GenBank genome assembly